Molecule: messenger RNA, 558 nt
Organism: Striga asiatica
Lineage: Eukaryota; Viridiplantae; Streptophyta; Magnoliopsida; Lamiales; Orobanchaceae
Source: the annotation of a GenBank genome assembly
AUGCGUUUCCUACCAUCUCGCUCUUCUCGAAACCCAAAUCCUACAAAAACCCAAGCUCGUGGCCCAAAUCCUAACAGACCAACUCAACUCCACGAACUAGGACUUCUAAAAGCUCUUCUCGAAACCCAAAUCCCCCAAAAAUUCAAGCUCAACAUCGAAUCCAAAUUCCGGCCCCAGAAGCUAGAAUCCAAAUUCAUUACGAGGAAAAUAUACCCCCUCACCCACGCUCUGUCGACGGAUCGGUGCGGAACCCAAUAUGCAUCACAUGGCGUUUCCUACCAUCUCGCUCUUCUCGAAACCCAAGCUCGUGGCCCAAAUCCUAACAGACCAACUCAAGUCCACGAACUAGGACUUCUAACAGCUCUUCUCGAAACCCAAAUCCCCCAGAAAUCCAAGCUCAACAUCGAAUCCAAAUUCCGGCCCCAGAAGUUGGAAUCCAAAUUCAUCACGAGGAAAAUAUACCCCCUCACCCACGCUCUGUCGACGGAUCGGUUGGUUGUCAUUAUUUCUGUUUUCGUCAUCGAUUGCCGUAGGGUUUUCUUUACUCCUCAAAGAUAA